AUGAAAUACAUUCUGUCGCAACCAGUAUGGCUGGCCAUCAUCUUCACCUGUGCCGCCACAAUUGAAGCCCACACUUGGCUUGAACAACUCACCGUGGUCGCACCAAACGGAACCUUUAUUGGUAACCCCGGUUACCCUCGGGGGUUCGUUGCUCGACUACCAGGUGUCGAUCCCGACGAAGGUAUGACCUACCUUCUCCCUCCGAAUGGUAGAUCGACUGGAAAUGAAAUCCUUCAGACAGACUUGAUGUGCAAGAGCACACAGACUAUUGGGUCUCAGACGGCGGGUAGCCCGGCUCUCAUCGCCUCACCUGGAGACUUUAUCGCACUCCGGUAUCAAGAAAACGGUCACGUAACCCAGCCGCAGAUUCCACCGGGAAAACCUGAAGGAAGCGGCAUAGUAUACGUGUAUGGGACUGCCAGUCCCUCAAAUGACGACACCUACCUUGGAAUCCACCACGUUUGGAAUGCCGAUGGGACGGGUGGAGACGGGAGAGGAGUCCUCCUGGCCACCCGCCAUUUCGAUGAUGGACAGUGCUAUCAGAUCAACAACGGCACAAUCUCCAAAAACCGGCAGGAAGAGUUCCCCCACAACGCAAAUCCACUCAUGGGAGAAGAUUUGUGGUGCCAAACCGAUGUACAGCUCCCAGCAGAUGCUACUGGAAACUACACGCUCUACUGGGUCUGGGAUUGGCCAACACUGGAUAGUAAUGGCGCCGUAAUCAAGAAUGAGAGCUAUACCACCUGCUCGGACAUCAGCCUGACUCCAGCAGAAGGCAAGUCGUCGAAAGCGGAGGUGAUCAACUUCGCCAAAGGACAGAGUCUCGACAGUGCAGCUAUUUCAGUCCAGUUAGAAACCCCUUUU
Messenger RNA from Amorphotheca resinae ATCC 22711, 864 nucleotides. RefSeq lists its product as hypothetical. The record is from RefSeq and is a predicted model, not a curated record. NCBI's taxonomy places the organism in Eukaryota, Fungi, Ascomycota, Leotiomycetes, Helotiales, Amorphothecaceae. The transcript has a single exon. The annotation marks the transcript as partial.